Molecule: messenger RNA, 1219 nt
Organism: Patella vulgata (common limpet)
Lineage: Eukaryota; Metazoa; Mollusca; Gastropoda; Patellidae
Exons: 5
Coding region: 8-1219 (403 amino acids)
Source: RefSeq, a predicted model, not a curated record
AUCUGCGAUGGGAUUCUCGGUGUCGGACAUGACAACGUCAUCUAAAAUGGCAACCCCAUCAUCUGAUAUGGGAUACUCUGUAUCUGACUUGAGAUAUUCAUCAUCUGGCAUGGUGUACUCAUUAUCUCAGAUGGGAUUCUCGGUAUCGGAAAUGACAACUUUAGCAUCUAAAAUGGUAACCCCAGCAUCUGAUAUGACAUACUCAGCAUCUGACUUAGGAUAUUUAUCAUCUGGCAUGACAACAUCAUCUGAUAUGGGAUCUUCUGCAUCUGACUUGGGAUACACCUCCUCUGGCAUGGAAUUCUCGGUGUCGGGUAUGACAUCAGCAGCAUCUGACAUUAUAUACGCUUCAUCUAACUCUGUACAUAUAUCUAGUAUGGGAUACCUGCAAUCUAACCCGGACUACUCUAAUUUACAAACAUCUAAUGUAUUUAAUCCAUCAAUUGGUAUCGAAUCCUCGUCUAAUGAUAUGGGAUUCAUCCCUUACACAACCCUAGCUGAAACUUCUAUGGACGGUUUGUCAACACAAAUUGAUAUGAGCUUACCUUCAAGGUUCCUUCCAACUAUUGUUCGGUCUUCAAACGCAACAACAUCAGAUUUUACAGUAUCCACAGCCACAUACAUGGAUAUAACCACUACUGUUCGAACAAUGGCUUCUGUUGCCAUAUCGUCCAAUGGUAACGUUGUCUCGUCUUUGGACAUUCUUACCACUGCUAUUACUUCUACGGACACAACAACGCCAAUCAGUAGCAGUGUCACAGUACCGGAUACGAACCUGGAAAAAUACCUGCUCAAGAUGAGGUUUAAUCCGCUGGAUACAGACUACACGGAGCCAGCUAAUAAACAGAAGUUGAUCAACUCUCUGAUUAGACUGUUUGAAGAGGCUAUGAGGAGACAAGAAUCCUUACCAGCAGGUGCCUUGAGACGUAAAAAACGGGAUACCGAAACCGGCUCAUCAAAUAUAAAAGUUCAGUUGGAUAAUUUAGAACAAUCGACCAGUACAUCAGCAACUGCUCAGUUUACGGUAGAUCUUGGUAAUGGACCAAUAUCUGCAGAUGAAGCUAUGGGGUUAUUAAACCUGCUGUCCAAAGAAGAAAUGGAAGAAAUCCUGGGAGUUGAGUUAUUGGAACCAAUAAGUGCUGUCAAUGUUCAGUCUGGCACGAUUUAUACAUCGGGAUCUACUACACUACCACAAGCAACACCUUUGCACAUCUCUUGA